This is a messenger RNA of Funneliformis geosporum, 429 nucleotides long. Lineage: Eukaryota; Fungi; Glomeromycota; Glomeromycetes; Glomerales; Glomeraceae. The record is from the annotation of a GenBank genome assembly.
AUGAACAAUUAGAGGAAAAUUAUGCAGGACCUUCAAAUACAAAAUUUUCCUCACAUGAUUAUGUACGAAAAAAUGCUAAAAAAAAUCUCAAACUUUAUACCGCUAGUAUGAAAGAAAUAAUGACACGAUCUUCUAAAAUUAAUAAAUAUAAAAUUGGAGAAUUAGUAAAAAUAAAGAUUCCAAAAGAAGAUAAAGGAAAAACUGAUAGAACUCAUUUACCUUGUAAAAUAUUUAAUUCUAGUGGAAAUGAUAAAAAAGCUGUAAGAUUACAAUCUACUAUACAAAAUGAAUCACAAAUACAUUUGCAAGUUGUUGAAAAUAGUUUUGAAAUAACUUGUAAAUGUCCUAAAACAACUUGUGAUACUUUACGUUAUCUAUGUAAAAAGUUAAACAGAAAAUGUAAUUUAUCUUGUCAUCUAGAAAAAGAAU